This is a messenger RNA of Syngnathus typhle (broad-nosed pipefish), 3021 nucleotides long. RefSeq names its product leucine-rich repeats and calponin homology (CH) domain containing 4 (gene lrch4). The transcript is spliced from 18 exons. NCBI's taxonomy places the organism in Eukaryota, Metazoa, Chordata, Actinopteri, Syngnathiformes, Syngnathidae. Gene Ontology annotation, molecular function: protein binding. The coding region runs from base 247 to 2307 and encodes 686 amino acids. The record is from RefSeq and is a predicted model, not a curated record.
UUCCGGCUAGAUUGACAGCCUCAGCCCACUCUCCAGUGUGUGCAGUGACGCGAGCUCCACUCUUGUGUGACGGCCGGCCGCGGCCGAGACUUUUUCUUUUUCAUUUCUAUUCCAUUUUCGCCAUCAUGUUCAUCCAUUCGUAGAUUAUUCUUUUUGGGGAAUCAAGGAGACGGCGUGGGGCCGUGAGCGUGACGCGGCCUUCUGGAAACAAAGUAAGGAGAGGAGCCCCGACGCCAGGGUGGUUUUAUGGAGGCUGGGGAUGGAGCCCAGCUGCCGGCCACCGUCGCGGCCAGUCGGAGUGUUGAGAAAGCCCUGGAGGACGCCGCCGCCAGCGGGGCGCUCAAUUUAGCUAACCGAAAACUCAAAGAGUUCCCUCGGAGUGCUCGCAACUACGACCUAUCCGACAUUACACACGCAGAUCUGUCGAAAAACCGUCUGUGUGAGCUGCCGGAGGAGCUGGGUCACUUUAUCUCAUUGGAGACGCUCAGCCUUUACCACAAUGGCAUGCGUUUGCUCUCCCCCUGCCUGGGGAAUCUCCAGGUCCUCACCUACCUCAAUCUCAGCCGCAAUCUCUUGUCCAGUUUGUCCCCGUCCGUGUUUGAGCUUCCCCUGCUGCGAGUGCUCAUCGUCAGCAACAACAAGCUGUCUUCGCUGCCCGCCUCCGUCUUUGCCCUGGCGCAUCUUCGACAGCUGGACGUGAGCUGCAACGAGCUGCAGUGUUUGCCGCCCGAGCUCGGCCAGCUCGAGUGUUUGCGGGACUUGAAGCUGAGGAGGAACCGGCUCACGUCUUUGCCCGAAGAAAUCUCGGAGCUCCCGCUGGUCCGCCUGGAUGCGUCGUGCAACCGGAUCACCCGGUUGCCUCUGUGCUACCGCCACCUGCGCCACCUCCAGAGCAUCUCGCUGGACAACAACCCGCUGCAGAUGCCCCCCGCGCAGAUCUGCUCCAAGGGCAAGUACCACAUCUUCAAAUAUCUCAACAUGGAGGCCUGCAAGAGGAGCCAGGAGGAGCUGGAGAGGCACCUGAGGCCCACCGGCUUUAACGGCUGUUUGUCCGAUCAGGAGCUGUUCGCCUGUCAGUUCGGAGGAGGGCUGGACUCCGGCUUCAACAGCGUGGACAGCGGCAGCAAAAGAUGGUCGGGGAACGAGUCAGCAGACGACUUCUCGGAACGUUCCCUCCGCAUUUCCGAGGUCAGCAGAGACCGGAGAAACCUGGAGGAGGAAGAGGAGGAGGUGGAGGAGGAUACUCCUCGACAAGCCAACAAAGUCAACGGCCAAGCGGUCUUGAUUGACAGCAGCGUGACGGAGGAAGAGGAGGAGGACACGAAGACGGACCCUCCCACGCCUCUCUCCCCGGCGGAGCCGAAAGAGGGGCCGGCCUCGCCGUGCGUCAAGGACGCUACGAUACGCCGGUCCAGUCUUCACGUGGAGGUCGCCGCCCUGCCGCCGUCGCCGGUGUCCCCCUCCAGCCCCAGCACGGAAGAGCGCCGCCGGCCGGGAACGCUGCUCAUCUGGCAGGAGCGAGAACGACUCCAGCAGCAGCAGCAGGGAGAGAAGGCCGGUUUUUGCAGAAGCAGUAGCUCCGACGGCCAGUCUCCAGAAAGCAGUCCCUCCCGCUGGGGCCUCCGAGAGAGAUGCGCCAGCGUGGAACACGCCGCCGCUUCGUCUUCUUCGACGACCUCGCAACUUCAGCGCUCCGGGAGCAGAACAGAGGGACCGUCCACGCCGAAGACAUCGCCGCCCCCAGGGCCGAACCAGAAGCCCAACAGCUUCCUGUUCCGCGCCACGUCCCGCGGCAACGUCCGACCCGCAGGCUCCUCCUCCCAAAACGAGAUGAGCAGGAGCGAGUCACGCACCGCCAUGCGCUCGCCAAAGGAAGAGAGAGCGGACGCCGCUCAGCUUCGGAAGACGCUGGAAACGCGGCUAAAGAUCACCCUCGGCGAGGACCUGGCGGAGGCGCUGUCGGACGGAACCGCCCUCUGCCAGCUGGUCAACAGCGUCCGCCCGCGCGCCGUGUCCGUCAUCCACAUUCCGUCCCCAGCUGUGCCCAAACUGAGCUCGGCCAAGUGCCGACUCAACGUGGAAAAUUUCCUCGCCGCUUGCCGCAAGCUGGGCGUCCCCGAGGCGGACAUGUGUGUGUGCUCUGAUGUGCUUGUGUCUAAGCCGGGGCGCGUGCUGCGCUGCGUCGAGGCCUUGCUGGCCCUGGAGGGCGGACCCCGGCAGUCCUCGCUGCUGGCUGCAGAUUUCCUGCUCUUCUACUGCGCUGCCAUGGCGCUGCUCUACGUCCUCUACGACUACCUGCUAGCCUAAGACCAAACACACACACACAAAGCACUGAAAUGCCUUUGCUUAGCCUUGUACCACAUCGGAAAAAAACAACAACACACUACAGGUCCUGCAUUUUUUUUUUCCAGCAUAUUAUACAGGGUGAUGACAUAGCGUUAAGCAUUUAGUUCCUUUAUUUGUAUUUUUUGCACUGCUCGGGUUUUGGAAAAAGGAAGGGAGUAUCCUAAAUGAGCUCAAGGCAAACUGUGAAUGUCUGAUGGCUUUUAUUUAUAUUUCAAAACGUGCACAAACGAGACCCGAGUGCCUCGGAAGCGACGAGACUUUUGGCUUGUCCGAACUAGAAGGGUACAAACUACACACGCGCGCAUUCAAAAUGGAAUGAUUCGAUUCGGAUCGAUUUGGCGAUCUGAUUCGAUGACGGUACGGCUCAGUUUGAGUCAUGAACUUGUGAGUACUGUAAACGAGGCCAUCGACGACGCCAAGAAGAGGCGAUUCGUUAUAAAUCUCCAGAGAAAAGUGGAAAGAUUUUCUGAUUUGAAUCGGGGUUUUUUUUUUUUUUUUUUUUGCACCGUUAUAUAUUUGUGUUCAACAUGUCGAGCGACUGACCUUGUAUAGAUAAGAAGCGGUAAUUAAAUUAAAUAUAUUUUUUAUUUAUUUUGUUUAUGUGUUUUCAUUUUUCGAGAAAAAAAAAAAUAGUCAAAAGAAAUCUAACAGGAAAUCAAAUGCGAUCGAUAUUCC